AUGUGGCCCUGCCUGCUGCUUGCUCUGGCCCUGCUGGGCACUGUCCCUGCCAGUCACCCUGCCCCCCACCAGGUCCAGGAGCUACCUGCUGCUGAGACUGCCCAGCUGCGCUACACCGUGGUGAACAAGCUGUGCACCUAUGCGUCUGCCCAGCGCUACUGCCAGGCUGUGUACCGGGGCCAGCUGGCCUCGGUGCACAGUGCUGCCCGCAACCAGGAGCUGAAGAAACUGGCAAAAACCUACAACAGCAUCAUCUCACCCUGGAUUGGAGCUGUCACCAGCUGCAGGGCAGGGAAGUGGGAGUCCUACUGGGAGGACUCCAGCCCCUGGAACUACGCGAAUUGGGCGCCCACCCAGCCCUCGCACAAAGUCACCACCUGCACCACCCUCAGUGUCCGAGAUGGGCUCUGGCGAAGCCGCUUAUGCUUCCUGAUGCACCCCUUCAUCUGCCAGUACUGA
This is a messenger RNA of Cinclus cinclus, 459 nucleotides long. RefSeq names its product proteoglycan 3-like. Gene Ontology annotation, biological process: immune response. The record is from RefSeq and is a predicted model, not a curated record. Gene Ontology annotation, molecular function: signaling receptor activity. Bases 1 to 459 code for a protein of 152 amino acids. Lineage: Eukaryota; Metazoa; Chordata; Aves; Passeriformes; Cinclidae. The transcript has 5 exons.